Messenger RNA from Hibiscus syriacus, 1854 nucleotides. RefSeq names its product BTB/POZ domain-containing protein At3g49900-like. The record is from RefSeq and is a predicted model, not a curated record. Gene Ontology annotation, molecular function: protein binding. The coding region runs from base 237 to 1700 and encodes 487 amino acids. The transcript is spliced from 4 exons. NCBI's taxonomy places the organism in Eukaryota, Viridiplantae, Streptophyta, Magnoliopsida, Malvales, Malvaceae.
AAGUAAAGUUUCCAAAACCAUUUAGACGAGAGAGUAGUAUGAAUUCCGAAACAUUUUGAUUUGAAGAAGAGGGGAAUUAAAAGCUAGCAUUUAUGAGUCAUCACAUGCAACCAUUAAUAUCCCUACCGGCAAAAGAAUUUCCCACCCCCAAUCCCUACUCACCAUUAAAUUAAAAUCACCACCCUAAACUGCUUCUCUGAAACCAAAACACAAAAGAUUUUUUUUUCCUUCGAAAAAUGAAGCCCUGGAGAACUUUAGGAGUCGUAGAAACCAUUUAUGAAGAAGAAGCUUUUGAUGAUAACCAUGACGAGGAUGAUAACUCUCCUUCACUUGUCUCUUCUCCUCCUUCACCACUCCAUUCAAGAGUAGAAGCCUGGUCAUCGGCAAUGGGGUGUAAAACUGACGUAUUGAUACAUGUACAGGGAACUGCUUUUCAUCUUCAUAAGGAUCCUCUGUCGUACAGGAGCACUUAUUUAAGGCGGAAAUUAAACCAUCAAUCUGAAUUCACGUUAUCCCCGCCGUUAAACAUAACUGUCGAAACCUUCUCUCUCGUUGUCGAUUUUUGUUACGGGACACAUCUCCUCGUAACGCCGUUCAACGUCGCGUCCCUCCUGGUAGCAGCGGAGCUCCUCGGGAUGACGGAGACCAAAGGUGACGGCGACAAUAACUUGAAGCAGAUGACCGAGAAUUACUUCCAUCGAUUCAUCGCCGUCAACGGAGAGUACGCGGCGAUUGUUUUCAGGUCUUGCCUGACGCUGCUCCCGGAGGCGGAAACAACGUCGUUCCUCGUUAGUAGAUGCGUAGAGGCUAUGGAUUUAGCGGAGGAUGGGAACGGCUUCGACGGUUACUUUGACGAUGUUAUUUCUUUGCGCGCCGAGGAUUUCAGAAUCGUUACCGAGUCUAUGCACCAUCGAUUUGAGUACCACGAUUUACUUUAUAGAAUCGUCGAUUUUUAUCUCGAGGAGCAUAACGAGAAGAUGACUGAGGAAAAGAAGACGGAGAUAUGUAACUCCAUCGACUGCAACAAGCUAUCGCCUCAACUCCUCUUACAUGCAGUGCAAAACCCUCGAAUGCCGUUGCGUUUCGUAGUCCGAGCCAUGUUGGUGGAACAACUCAAUACCCGCCGCACCAUUUUCUCGGCCGCCAAUCACCAUUUAUCGCGUAGCCAUCGCCCUAGAACCAGCAGUAACAACGACGACGUUGACGACAACAUCACCCUCGGUGAAAUCCUCGAACGCGAUGCCACCAAGCGGGAAACGGCUCAACUCAAGGCAGCAAUGGAUGCCACGAGUUCCAGGAUCCAAACCCUGGAAAAACAGUUGCUUUGCAUGAAAAAGAUAUUGCAAGAGUCUGAUGAGAAUGUUAUUGAAGGAACCGGUGGUGGGUCUAGAGAUGUGUUGGAGUCGGGCCGGUCAGCUAGUUUCCAUUACGGUUCAGGGAAUAAAAUUGAAAGAGCAUAUCUUGGAGCUCCUUCCUCAGCUAGUUUCCGGUUCAGUGGUGGUCCAAAAGAAAGAGCCCUGGGAUCUUCCACACCAGAGACUUCAGCCAUUGCCAGUCCCAGAAUCAAGAGAAAUAUUGGGCAGAGGUUGAUCAAAGGGCUAAAAAGCGCAUUGCGGGUAUCAAAUUCUGCAACAGAAAAUGGAACUAAUCACAAGAAGAGUUCAACAAUAUCAGAAAAUGGAAUAGUGCAUUCCAGUUGAGGAUGAUCUAUCCGUUGAAUAGAAGAGAACUAACCAGGUGAAAUAUUGACUUCCAUUUUUAUAGUCUUAAAAGCAGCAGUAUUUCUCACCCAACCCAGCUAUCAACCAUAUUGAUAUUGAGUCGUGAAAUAGUCCAUUUUUUUUAGAGAAUAGA